UCAAGAUCCUUCAAAUACUGGGUGUGAGGUUACUUAUAUUAACGGUUAUCCUGCCUUAGAGGCAAUUACUGAUUAUGCUAACAAAUAUAUUAGAAGAUCUCGUGAUCCUGGUGUAAGAUUUAACAUGGUAUUGACUUCUCUUCGACUAAAAAAUGGUACCUUUGAUAUAUAUGAGGGUGAUUUUGCUUAUAAUACGCUUUUACCAGAUGCUGAGAGUAUUACCUAUGAUCUCAAAUGUUCUAAUACUAUUAAAAAAGUAAUAAGAUAUUGGAUGAUUGCACAUAAUGAAGGCAUAUAUAAAGAGUUUAAAGAUUUUUAUAGCUUUACUGAUUCUAAAAGUUAUUAUGAUUCAAUUUGCCUUAAUGCAAAAACACCAUCGGAUACUUUUAAGCAGGCAAAGUAUGAUGAUACGCUUAGAUUGCCAUCUGGUUAUUUAAACUUGGAAAAUAAUGAGAUAACAAUUACCGGUGAACUAAUUGGAAAUGUUAGUGAUUUUGCAACUUUCAUUAAAUUUAAUGAAACUGGUGUGGUGGUGGUGCCUUCUUUUCUACCUAAAAAUUUUAUGAGUGAUGUGAAUGGUUUUUUAACUCAGCUUACAGCUCAAUUUGAUCUAUUUAAUAAAUCUGGUGUAAAAAAGGUGGUCUUUGAUUUUAUUAAUAACGAAGGUGGUUUUGCAUUGCUUUCACAAUAUUUCAAUGAUCUCAUCUUCCCACAAAAUAGAGUAGCAUUUCCGCGUGACAUGAAGAUUAAUAAUGUAACAACGUUUCUUCUUAAACAAGCUGAUAAGCUAAAUCUUCAAUUAUUUAAUUUUUCUCCUAGAUCAAAAUUAUCUUAUGAUACUGGUGAAUCAUUUGAUAAUUCGGAUGCUUUUAUUGGAAACAAUUCAUUCACGAGAGGUGGUGUAACUACUAAAUAUUCCAGUUUAUAUAGUGAAAUAUUCGACAUAACCUUUUUUGCAAAUUGGAAAUUUCCAUGGACUAAUAAGGAUAUUAUUAUACUUACUAAUGGGGCUUGUGGAUCUGCUUGUGCACAAACGACUCAAUAUCUAUCAGAACAGGCUAAAAUUGCUACUGUUUCUGUUGGAGGCCUAUAUAAUAGCAACAUGUCAUAUAGUUCGUUCCCCGGCGGAAAUGUUGUAUCAAUUGAUGAUCUAUUUAAAGAUGUUAAUAUUAUUAUAAAUACUACUACCGAUUACCCUAAAAUACCUAAAAAUUUGAACAUUGCAAUGUAUUCUUUUGGACUUUCAUUAUCCGAAGCUUACAGUAUUUCAUUUCCGAAUUUAGUAACUGAAUUUAUAUACCGGCCAGCAAACUAUAGAUUAUAUUAUGAUGACAAAAGUAUCUAUGAUCCUAGUUUGUUAUGGCUACAAGCU
Messenger RNA from Dentiscutata erythropus, 1372 nucleotides. NCBI's taxonomy places the organism in Eukaryota, Fungi, Glomeromycota, Glomeromycetes, Diversisporales, Gigasporaceae. The record is from the annotation of a GenBank genome assembly.